Molecule: messenger RNA, 7175 nt
Organism: Acanthochromis polyacanthus (spiny chromis)
Lineage: Eukaryota; Metazoa; Chordata; Actinopteri; Pomacentridae
Gene: ap1g1
Product: adaptor related protein complex 1 subunit gamma 1
Exons: 24
Coding region: 128-2599 (823 amino acids)
Biological process (GO): receptor-mediated endocytosis; Golgi to vacuole transport; intracellular protein transport
Cellular component (GO): membrane coat; Golgi apparatus; AP-1 adaptor complex
Molecular function (GO): clathrin-cargo adaptor activity
Source: RefSeq, a predicted model, not a curated record
GUAACCCUCCGCCUGCGGUAGAUGUGCUGAGGCUGGAGUAGCCACCAUUUUGCAUGUCUAGUGUGUUCCUCCCUCCAUUGCUAAUAGAGACGAUUCCAGUUAUUUUCUGGUAUCAUUACGGCUAAGAAUGCCAGCUCCGAUCAGACUGCGGGAGCUGAUCCGGACUAUCCGGACAGCACGAACCCAGGCAGAGGAGCGCGAGAUGAUCCAGAAAGAGUGUGCUGCUAUCCGCUCGUCCUUUAGAGAGGAAGACAAUACAUACCGUUGCAGAAAUGUGGCAAAGCUCCUUUAUAUGCACAUGUUGGGCUACCCAGCACACUUUGGGCAGCUGGAGUGUCUGAAGCUGAUUGCAUCCCAGAAGUUCACUGACAAACGAAUAGGUUAUUUGGGAGCCAUGUUGCUGUUGGAUGAGAGGCAGGAUGUCCACCUACUAAUGACAAAUUGCAUUAAGAAUGAUUUGAAUCACAGCACACAAUAUGUCCAGGGCCUGGCCUUGUGCACUUUAGGCUGCAUGGGAUCCUCAGAAAUGUGUCGUGAUCUGGCAGGAGAGGUAGAGAAGCUGCUCAAAACAUCCAACUCCUAUUUAAGGAAAAAAGCAGCGUUGUGUGCAGUUCAUGUCAUCAGGAAGGUCCCAGAACUCAUGGAAAUGUUCCUUCCAGCCACAAAAAACCUGCUGAGCGAGAAGAACCAUGGUGUUCUCCACACAUCAGUAGUCCUCCUCACUGAGAUGUGUGAAAGAAGUCCUGACAUGCUGGCCCACUUCAGAAAGAAUGAGAAGCUCGUUCCACAGUUGGUGAGAAUCCUGAAGAACCUAAUAAUGUCUGGAUACUCUCCUGAGCAUGAUGUGUCAGGCAUAAGUGACCCUUUCCUGCAGGUGCGGAUAUUGAGACUACUGCGGAUUUUAGGCAAGAGCGACGACGACUCCAGUGAAGCAAUGAAUGACAUCCUUGCACAGGUUGCAACAAACACAGAGACAAGUAAAAAUGUAGGCAACGCAAUCCUGUACGAGACUGUACUGACUAUAAUGGACAUCAAGUCUGAAAGUGGACUGAGGGUCUUGGCCAUUAACAUACUAGGUCGCUUCCUUCUUAACAAUGACAAAAAUAUAAGAUACGUGGCUUUGACAUCUCUACUAAAGACGGUACAGACAGACCACAAUGCAGUGCAGAGACAUCGGAGCACCAUUGUGGAUUGUUUAAAAGAUCUGGAUGUGUCCAUCAAGAGACGUGCAAUGGAGCUGAGCUUUGCUCUGGUGAAUGGCAACAACAUUAGAGGCAUGAUGAAGGAGCUGCUCUACUUCCUGGACUCCUGUGACCCUGAAUUCAAAGCAGACUGUGCAUCAGGAGUCUUUCUAGCCGCAGAGAAAUAUGCCCCUUCGAAAAGAUGGCACAUAGACACCAUUAUGAGAGUCCUGACAACAGCAGGCAGCUACGUGCGAGACGACUCUGUUCCCAACCUCAUCCAGCUCAUCACUAAUAGUGUGGAGAUGCAUGCCUAUACAGUACAGAGACUUUACAAAGCACUGCUGGAUGACAUCUCACAGCAACCUCUAGUGCAGGUAGCGUCCUGGUGCAUAGGAGAAUACGGAGACCUGCUAGUGUCUGGGCAAUGUGAGGAGGAGGAGCCCAUCCAGGUGACUGAGGAUGAAGUUCUGGACGUGUUGGAAGGCCUCCUGGUGUCCAACCUGUCCACACCUGUGACCCGGGGUUAUGCACUGACCGCCAUCAUGAAGCUGUCUACUCGCUUCAGCAGUGUAAACCGAAUCAAGAAGGUGGUUUCUAUAUAUGGCAGUAGCAUCGACGUGGAGCUUCAACAGAGAGCUGUGGAAUACAACGCGCUUUUCAAGAAAUAUGACCACAUGAGGCCAGCUCUCCUAGAGCGAAUGCCUAUUAUGGAGAAAACUGCAACUAAUGGCCCCACAGAGAUUGUUCAGACAAAUGGGGAGACAGAGCCCUCUGUGGUGGAAUCAAAACACCUACCACCUGUCACACAGCCGAGCAACCAGGCUAAUGAUUUGUUAGACUUGCUCGGUGGUAAUGAUGUGGUGCCAGUAAUCCAGACCACGAUGCCCACCAAGCCUGCCUCAGCUGGAGGAGAGCUCCUUGAUCUGCUGGGUGACCUCUCGCUAAGUGGCGGUCCACCCCCUGCUCCUGCCCCCUCAGUGCCCACUUCCCAACCCCCUUUCCUCUUGGAUGGCCUCUCCUCACAGCCCCUGUUUAAUGAUAUUGCAGCUGCAGGUAUCCCUCCCAUGACAGCAUACAACAAGAAUGGUCUGAAAAUAGACUUUACAUUUGAGAGAGCUAACCCCAACCCCAACAUCGCGGUCAUCACCAUCCACGCAUCCAACUCAACAGAGGCAGACAUGACCGACUUUGUUUUUCAGGCUGCAGUACCAAAGACAUUCCAGCUGCAGCUCCUCUCCCCUAGCAGUAAUGUUGUCCCAGCACUCAACCAGGGAACCGUCACACAGGUCAUCAGAGUCCUCAACCCACAGAAGCAACAGCUACGAAUGAGGAUCAAGCUGACGUAUACCCUCAAAGGCUCGGCUGUGCAAGACCUGGCUGAGGUGAAUAACUUCCCCCCUCAGUCCUGGCAGUGAUGAGCUGCUCCCGUCGCUCUUAAAAGCCCCACCAAGGGAACUAUGAAAACGAUUUUCCUUUCACCUCCCACCUUUCUUCCAACGGAUCCCCCUGUGACGUCACUGCAGACCGCUGCCCUCGAGUUGCAUGGGAGGCAGCAGAGCAUUGAACACAGGACAAAUAUACAGAUGCUACGAAGACCCUAUUGACUAUUGACAUCACGAGAAUAAUUGGGUAAACAUAUCAAUCAAUGAACUUUUUCUCUUUUCUUUCUAAAUUGGUUUCCACAAUCUCUUUCCUUAGUAGUACUGUUUUCCACACACAUCCUCUGCCCAGCACCGAUACCACCCACGAAAGCACACACACGCACACACCAUUCACUGUGGUACGCUUUCCCUCUCAAGUCACUGUAGAGAAAAAGUGUUGCCCACUAAAAGCACUGCAGCAGCCAUAGUUUGAUUUUAAAAUGCAGUUGAAGCACUUUGCUCCCUUGAUAUUCCCAAUUGGCUUUGCAUUCAGAUUUUUAUAUGAAACUUCAGCCCCACAACGGCAGCAGAAAAAGCUUCGAAAGGUCUACUUAGUGCAGUCAUAAACUUGUUGGAUAUUUUUGACCCUCCACAUCACGAGUGAUAUAACUUGUCAGAGUUGUAUUCAUUUUGAAUUACAUUAAUUUGCUCCAAGCAUGUUUGAGCAUCAUUAGGAUCACAAUCGCACCUGGAUUUCAGCUGGAAGGGGAUUUUCUGACUCUGGUAGUAGGCCUCUUUUAUCCUAUGUUUCUAUAGGAAUUCGUCUAUAUUUGUUUUGUCACAUUUGAACAUAAACAGAUCCAACAUGCCCACUUUGGUCACCUGUGGGUAGAUUCGGAGAACAUGCUCAGAUCUUCCCGGCUCUCAUCUCAUCUGAAGUGAAGUGACAGCAUUUAGAUCUGUAUAAUAAAUUCAACGGUUAAUUGCUUUGCAUAGUUUGAGGUUGUUCAUUCAUUAUUUUCUAUAGAAUCUAGGCCUGAAAUUUAUCUGAAAACAAGUCGAUUGCAUUUGAGUUAGAGAUCUGUGUUUUAAGCUUUUCCUGCAUCUGUAUCCUCAGUCUAGCUUGCAGUUUAGUUACAUUUCAGAUUUGUUUAACCUGGUUGCACAUACAUGUAAAUUAAGCUUGUUAUGAAUGUAGUUACAUGCACUGAAUGCUUCUCUUCCCCCCCCCCUUCUUCUUUUCAUGUCUUCUUUAACGGGGACUCUCAUCUUAUUGGCACUAUUUUUGUGAAAGUAUGUUUUAUUUCUUCAGUAAUUUGACUUAAUUUAUGCCUGAUAUCAAAGUGAUGUGCCUUUCUGACUUAGCUAGAUAAAGCCCCUGAACUGUUGAGUCAUGUAUGAGCUUCGUUUGUAAGUCUGAGUGUGAUGAUCAUGUUCAAUCUGAGGGAAGUGGUCUUGGAAGGUUUUGAAUUGGUAUGUCACUUCAUUUAAUUUUACGUUUUCACUUCUAUGUCUAAUAUGAAGUUAAUUAUCAAUCACUGAUUAAUACCGGCCCACAUGGACGUCCACAGUAAUGUCUUUAUUCACAAUUUUGACAAAAGCAUAAAUGAUAGCUACAUGAUUCAGAUUCUUUAUUUAAAAUGCGGCAGGUUUUCCAUUAAAACUACCUGUUGGAUGAAAUAAGAAAUCCUAAAAGCAAAGCGCAUCUCAGAAGAUAAUGGCAGCUAAUAGAUAUAAACUUUUCAUAAGCCGACAGUGUUUUUGAAAAGUCCUAAAUGUGUUUUUCAAAUAUCACUAAGACCCCCACCCCACCCCCAAAAACAUUUAAAUGUGAGUUUGGAUCACUCUGAGAGGUACUGGGACAGGUUGUUCUGUGGUGACUGUUUGAUGAUUUCCGUAUGAUUUCUUUGCUCUUGUCUUCUCCAAAUCAGACUUGCUGUCGGGCACAGUAACCUUAAUACCUCACAAUGUUCUGUCUUUCUGUUAACUUUCAGUGGCAGUAGAUUGACAGCUUUGUUUAGUCACGAAUUGCAAUCAAGGGGGGAGCAUCUGCAUGAGAGAAACUAACAGUAGUUUGUACAUCUCAUUGCUUAACAAACCUUAGCAGCUCUGCGAUGCUGUGUUGAGAUCCUCAGAUGUUCAAUCAGGCUGUAUAAUUCUUUUCACUAUGCUUCACUGUCUUCUAACUUCUGUGACCAAAUCAGAGAGACUAUUAGCUUUGGAAAUAUUUUUGAGCUAUGAUAUGUGUAUAUGGAGAAAAUUAUUUCAGUUUAACUUUUUUCUGUUGUUGACAAAUGCUAUAUUGGCUUUUUUUUCUGUACAUAUUGAGGGCUUUUACAAUUUUGUCUCUUGUACUAUCUUUCAUCCUUUUUUUAGAUACCAUUUUCUAAAAAUUCCAAUUAUUCACAAUGUAUAUUGUCUAAAUAGAUCUAGUCAUCAUCAGUCUAUUAAGACUUCCCUGUAUCAUCACUCAUUCAUUGUAAAAGAUAUAUGAUCUGCUGCCUGUACAUUGUAUAUAGUUGUAAAACAAACGAACGCUGAUCAGAUUAAAUAAAACCCACACGAAGACUUAAAAGAUUAGCUAGAAAGUAUAAUUGUAUGCAUAUAUGUACAAAAAAAAGAAUCUUAAAAGGAUGCAAUUGAGCUGCAUUUGAUUUACUAUUUGUCAUACUUCAUUCAUGAUCGGAUGUGUCUUCUUUACUUCUUUUACAAAGAUAGCUGGUGAGUCAGUAGGAUACUUGGUGGGGUUCCUUUUGGGUGUUGAAAUAAGGGUUGAAUCUGAACAGAUGUCUGAAUGAUGUACUGUACUACUGAGAAACCUAAGCACAGUGCUGCACAGCGGCAGAAGUUGCACCUUGCUCCAUCUGCUUCCCUGCCUCUCGAUCGCCUCACGUUCCCAUGCCCUCUUUUGAAGAGGAGCAGAUUACUUGCCAAGAUGCAACUCUUCCUUCUGGCCUUACGUGCACUCUUGACAAUUCACAUCUAUUAAACUCUAUUCAACCUACAAAUUGCUUUGUGAAAUGAAGCCCCUUGGUUUCGGUGUGUUCAUUCUCUUAGUUGCCUGCUUGUCUUUUCGUCUGCCAUAUAGCACCUUCCUAAAAGCAUCCUAUCUCAACUAAGCAAGCAAGGCCGCUGCUAGUGCUACACUGGGAGGUUUUUAACUUCACUGUGAUUGAUUUUUUUUUUCCCCCCCCAUUAUGGCCAGUAGGUUUAAACUGGUGUAGAAUUUUUAUCAGGAAAUGAGCUGAUAGAAAUCUGAGAUAUGUACGUCCCUGGGUCGGAACAAUACAGUGCAUUCUUCAAGUUUCUUUUUUUUGUGGCUUCUCGCUGACGUUAUUCGUGUCUGCAUGGCAUGACUUUGAGUUACUCUAACACAUCAUGUGAAAUUAAUCUGAGCCCUUGCUUUUUUGAAAUCCAACUUUACGUGGUUGUAAAUCAUGGCAGGACAGGAUGGAGGAAGGCAACGGGGUGGACUCUUAUUUAUAACUUUAAUCCAGUUCUGCUUCACCAGUGCUGUAACAAAACCUGGGGAAAGGCUGUGCUACGAGCUAAAAACCACAAGGGGGAGCUGUGCAAAAUGGAAGGCUGACGGGAUGGGAAAGGAAGUUUCAUACGUCUAUUCCUGAAUGUUUUUGUGUUGUUUGUAUUGUCUUCUUCAACCAGUAUGUACCCUUGUUAAUCACAUCAGAUCAUUUCUCUCAAUGAUACAGUAAUCCAUGCUGUUUGAAAUGUACAAAUGGAAAUGAACCCUACUUAAGUGCUUUGGACGCUGUAACUUAAGAGGAGGAAAAGAAACGGAAACAAAAACCCAUCAGCGGUGUGGUCAGUGAUGUGUGUGAGUGUGUGUGUGAGUGUGUAUAUAUCUCAGAGAGAGCAGAUAAUCGCGUUUGAGAGAGCGUGAUGGUGUGCAACAUGUCUUUUAUCCACAUAGGACAUGAUUUUUUGGCUGCAAUUUCAAACUUCCAGCUUCUGAGCUGCAUGUGAAAACCAGUGUAAAUAAUGCCAUUUCUACUCUUGACCUGAGACUUUUUGAAAUGCAAGAAAAGUUCAAAUGAUGAGAUUUGUCACACCACCUUCAUGGGUCAGUACUAACAUGUAGAAGUUGUUCAGAUAGUGCUCACGAUACUGUUAAUGUUUUUAAAGAGGGCGUUGGAAGUGCACAUCUGCCAUUUGGAUUAAUUGGAUAAUUGAUUUUUUGUUUUUUUGUUUUGUUUUUGUUGUUGGGGUGAGUUCAGUGUAUAAAGGGCUUGGAAGAGCAUCUGAAUUACCGUCAUGUUCACUGUCCCUGCUGAAUCAAAAAUAAUGCAUCCACUGUAUUUUGAAAAUGAGAUCUGUAAACCCCUCCCCCGCCCACUUCCUGCCCUGACUGAAAACUAAUCUGAUUUGUUGGGGGAGGGCGAAGGCAUGAGGUUCACUUUUUUUCCGUCAAGUUUGACACGUUGAACUGUAUCCCAGUUCCGAGGCUUCAAGGUGAGUGUGAAUGUCGGACUGAACAUAUGAAGUGAUGAUUAAAGAUGAGAAGUUGUAAACUAUUAAAUGGGAUAUUUUCAAUUUAUGCUGUGUAUUCUUGUCUUUGGGUUGGAGAAAACGAUCAAGCGAAUAAAAAGUCAAAUAAAAAAAUCUAGCUCAA